AUGAUAGGCAGAAGAGAAUCCUGCUCUUCAGGACAGAUCCUGAUGACUGACCUAAGCUGCCUUGCCUACGUGCUGGAAGAAUGGGCUGUUGUGGAGUACUUGAAGAAAUACUUUUUUCAUCUGGUCAUCGUCUCACUGACAAUUACUGCGAUAUUAGUAAUUUUUAUAGUUCCUUUAACAAUUGUCUUUUUCAUUUACCUUUCUAACAUUUUGCUUUUAAUCUAUCAGAGGAACGGUGAGCUAAAAGCCGAUCCCUUGAGUGAUGUUUGGGAUAGUGCAAGGAAAACUAUAGCAAGCUUUUGGGAUAUAUAUGCAAGAGUAUGGCAUGGUUAUGAACUUCAUGGUGUGGAAAACCUACCAGAAGGACCAGGAAUUUUGGUGUAUUACCAUGGAGCUAUUCCUAUAGACUACCUUUACUUCUUGUCUAGGCUGUUUCUCUGGAAGAAAAGACUUUGUCUGUCAGUAGCUGAUCAUUUUGUCUUCCGUUUGCCAGGACUUAAGUUGUUAUUGGAAGUGACAGGUGUCAUGCCAGGUACAAGGGAGGAGUGCCUUGCUGCACUGAAGAAUGGAUACUUGGUGUCCAUCUCACCAGGUGGAGUUAGAGAAGCACUGUUCAGUGAUGAAAGCUAUCAGCUCAUGUGGGGAAAUCGAAAAGGCUUUGCUCAGGUUGCUUUAGAAGCAAAAGUGCCCAUCAUUCCAAUGUAUACUCAAAAUGUCCGGGAAGGAUAUAGGAUGUUUAAAGAACGAAAUUUUGCUUUCCAAACUUGUGCUUGCUUUGGAUUCUCUAACACACUUGCUGUGGGGGUUUUUAGGCAGCUGUAUGAAAGCACUCGGCUGCCCCUCAUGCCUCCAUAUGGGGGGCUCCCUGUUAAAUUUCGCACAUACAUUGGGGAACCAAUCCCAUAUGAUCCCAAUGUAACUACAGAGGAACUGGUGGAGAAGACCAAGGCUGCUGUUCAGGCUCUCAUAAGCAAGCACCAAACAAUCCCAGGGAGCAUGUGGAAGGCUUUACUGGACCGAUUUGAUAAGCGUCGUAAAAGCGAUUAG
Indicator indicator is the source of this 1047-nucleotide messenger RNA. Its product is annotated as transmembrane protein 68-like. Bases 1 to 1047 code for a protein of 348 amino acids. Gene Ontology annotation, molecular function: acyltransferase activity. NCBI's taxonomy places the organism in Eukaryota, Metazoa, Chordata, Aves, Piciformes, Indicatoridae. The record is from RefSeq and is a predicted model, not a curated record. Gene Ontology annotation, cellular component: membrane. The transcript is spliced from 7 exons.